AUGGCUCAACCCGACUCGCUGGGGACUGAAGGUCUGCGUCAACGAAAUGUGCCUCUACAGGCGGCUUCCGAAGAGGAAGCUCGCCAAGCUGUGCUGCAGCUCAACUCUCAGGAGGAAAAUACCAAAGAUGCCGAUAACGAGAAGAGAACCUUUGGGAGGACACCAGGUGGGACGGUAUUUGUCGUGCCUGAAACGAAGGAUAUGGUGUCGCAGCUGUUAUCGCCAUCCGAGCCAAAGAAUAUAUCAGAUCUCCUCAUCUUGGCUGUUCUUGCUUCCAUGAUCUCGCUGUUGUGGCUGCCCAAAGCGACUCAAGUACCCACCUUCGGCUGCCUCUUCGUCUUCUGGAGACUUUCCUACAAUAUAGGAAUUGGCUGGUUGUUACGAAAACAGUCCAAGCAGCAAACCCUUGUUCGCUGGGCACGAAAAUCGAAACUUUUUGGAAAGCCCUCUGCGACAGAACAUCCAAGACUUCGAGCUUUCAUCAAAAGUGAGCUCGAGAAAAAGAUCGUUCGCAACUACGACUUUGACGAUGCACCUCUUGAGUACAACACAUGGCUCGUUUUCCGACGUAUCGUUGACCUGAUCCUCAUGUGUGACUUCACAUCCUAUAUGCUUUUCGCCGUUGCCAGCUGCUCAAGGCCAAUUGGAGAGUUCUUCCUGACCACUAUUACCCGGUGGAUUGUUGCAGCAAUCCUUGUCGCUUUCAACCUUUGGGUCAAACUUGAUGCCCAUCGAGUGGUCAAGGACUUCGCCUGGUAUUGGGGUAUGUUCGCUCACAGCUCCAUCUUGUUCUACAAGCUUAUACCGAACAGGAGAUUUCUUCUUUCUGGUGGACCAGGAAUUGGUGUUCGAACUGACGACUUAGGUGUUUUCGAGUUAGCCCCUCACCCUAUGUAUUCCAUUGGCUACAUCGGCUAUUACGGAAUAGCACUUGCCACCGCUUCGUACCAGGUACUCUUUCUAAGCUUGUUUGGUCAAGCGAAUCAGUUCUUCUUCCUUUGGAACACAGAACAACCGCAUAUAGAUCGUAUCUAUAGCUCGCCGCCCUCCAGAAAACAAUUAGACCAUUCACCACAAAAGCCACCAGAGACGCACAACACGCUCAGCCUUGAUCUAUAUCGCGUAACCGAUACCUCAACGAUUAUUAUCCAGAUCCUCCUGUUCCUGUUAACGAUCGUCACACCGAAAAGUGCACCAUACAAAGCCCUGUUUCUAAUCGCUGCAGUACUGUGCAGAGUCUGGUUCUCCUUAGGUCUAGGCUACCUGCUUGAUCGUCAAUCCGAAAAACAGGCAUGGACUCGACAUUUUUUGAAGCACGGAGAAAGCACUGGGGAAGCGUUCCGACAAUGGAAAGGUAUCUACCACAUGAGUAUGACAUUGUCAUACGCCACAUUUGCUGCCCUGACUUGGAAAAGCUACCAUCCACCUUCAGCAUGGGAUGAAGAUCUUGUGCUUCUCAGACACGUGUUUGGAUUGAGUCUGGUGGCGCUCCAGAUCUGGGUCGCAGUUAGUGUGUAUCAACAGCUGGGUGAAUAUGGCUGGUUUUACGGAGAUUUCUUCUUCUUUUUCGAAAACCAGUCAUCCAACUUGUCAUAUUCGGGAAUCUACCGAUUCCUCAAUAAUCCAGGCAGAGUUCUCGGUCUGGCUGGGCUGUGGGGCUGCAGCAUAAUCACUAAGUCGAAAUCUGUCCUAGGUCUUACUAUUUUGUCGCAUGUACUAGAAUGGUUUCUAGGCAACGUUGAACGAAAGCACAUGAUGAAGUUGUACGGAAGACAUAUCCGUGAAGACUCCGGAAUGGUUCGUGUCCUCAAACGGUCAUUACCACCACCAUUGCGACAAUUGCAAGACAGUCUCGAGAAGCGCCUUGCGACUGUACUUGAUAGUCUCGAAGAAUACUUCGAUGCAGCAAAACCACAACUCGAGGCUCGCUUUACCAAUGUUGUGGGUCCCACCAGAAGUUGGCUCUCACAAUAUCCAGCUAGCCUUGCCAUCAUUAACUCAGAGAUGGAUACUACGAAUAUGGAUACGAGCGACUAUGCCAUCGAGGUUAUUGGCGACGAGCGAAAAUGUGAAAAGAAUGCCUCCGACUCUAUCCUACAGCUCGAGUAUGGCAGCCCAAUCAAAGUGAAAUGGACUGCGCCUCCCAACCACAGUAAACGUGAUUGGAUUGGGCUCUAUUCAUUGGCGUCCCGUAAUACAUCUCGCCAAGUCACCCACAUCCCUUCUAAAGGACGCUGGAUCGCCACGAAUUCAGGAGAAUAUGACGAUGUCACACCAGAGCAAGGCAUCAUAGCAUCAGAUGUGAAGGUAACCCGGCCAGACAAAGUCGGACAUGAAGUCGAGCUCAUGACUGGUGAGGUACUAUUUGCAGGUGAGAAAUUAUUCUGGGAACAAGGCAUCUUCGAAUUUAGGUACCAUCACAACGGCAAGCACAACGUUAUGGCCAUAUCGCAACCCUUCGAAAUCCGCAUACCUCGGUUCAACGAAGACAAUCUCGGCUUCCUGGACUCGUCAGGCGACUCUCUGUCGAGCAUACAGACAGAAGAGUUCAUUCAAAGGGCCAUUGAGAAAACGCUGUUGCCCGUGGUUCGCAACUGUUUCGAAAGAGACCCGGAGAUUGCUCCGAGCACGCCCCAAGAGACUUACGGUGGCCUCAUCGACCGCAAUGGCAAGUGGGCCAGUCGGGUCGUCUACUUUAUACAGCACGCUUUCGGCUUAGAGCUACACCCGCAGGUAGUCAAAGCAGAUGGACGGAUAUCGAACCUUGCUUUCCGAAUUGUGGAAGCUGGCAAGAUACUGCAGCCGUACAGCAUGUCCAAGUCUCGCGGUACGUCCACGCCUGUGGAAUGA
Molecule: messenger RNA, 2850 nt
Organism: Lithohypha guttulata
Lineage: Eukaryota; Fungi; Ascomycota; Eurotiomycetes; Chaetothyriales; Trichomeriaceae
Gene: CHO2
Product: phosphatidylethanolamine N-methyltransferase
Exons: 4
Coding region: 1-2850 (949 amino acids)
Biological process (GO): phosphatidylcholine biosynthetic process
Molecular function (GO): phosphatidylethanolamine N-methyltransferase activity
Source: RefSeq, a predicted model, not a curated record